Messenger RNA from Penicillium chermesinum, 1686 nucleotides. It is a transcript of the gene sC, whose product is annotated as sulfate adenylyltransferase. Gene Ontology annotation, molecular function: ATP binding; adenylylsulfate kinase activity; sulfate adenylyltransferase (ATP) activity. Gene Ontology annotation, cellular component: cytoplasm. The transcript is spliced from 6 exons. Gene Ontology annotation, biological process: sulfur amino acid metabolic process. The record is from RefSeq and is a predicted model, not a curated record. Bases 1 to 1686 code for a protein of 561 amino acids. NCBI's taxonomy places the organism in Eukaryota, Fungi, Ascomycota, Eurotiomycetes, Eurotiales, Aspergillaceae.
AUGGCCAACGCUCCUCACGGAGGUGUCCUGAAGGACCUGCUCGCUCGCGAUGCUCCCCGCCACCAGGAGCUCAGCGCUGAGGCCGAGACCCUCCCCGCCAUCACUCUCUCCGAGCGUCAGCUCUGUGACUUGGAGUUGAUCAUGAACGGUGGUUUCUCUCCUCUGGAAGGGUUCAUGAACCAAGCCGAUUAUGACCGCGUCUGCGAGGACUGCCGCCUUGCCGAUGGCAACGUCUUCUCGAUCCCCAUUACCCUCGACGUUACUCAGCAGACCAUCGACGCGAACAAGCUUAAGGCCGGCGCCCGCAUCACUCUACGGGAUUUCCGUGAUGACCGUAACUUGGCCAUCCUGACCAUCGACGACAUCUACCGUCCCGACAAGGAGAAGGAGGGCAAGCUUGUCUUCGGCGGUGACCCCGAGCACCCCGCCAUUGUCUACCUGAAUGAGACCAUCAAGGAGUUCUACAUUGGUGGUAAGGUCGAGGCUGUCAACAAGCUGAACCACUACGACUAUGUUGCUCUGCGCUACACCCCUGCUGAGCUGCGCGUCCACUUCGACAAGCUGGGCUGGUCCCGCGUCGUCGCCUUCCAGACUCGUAACCCCAUGCACCGUGCUCACCGUGAGCUGACUGUCCGCGCGGCGCGCUCCCGCCAAGCUAAUGUUCUAAUUCACCCCGUCGUUGGUCUCACCAAGCCCGGUGACAUUGACCAUUUUACUCGUGUCCGCGCCUAUCAGGCCCUGCUGCCCCGCUACCCCAACGGCAUGGCCGUUCUGGGUCUGCUCGGCCUGGCCAUGCGUAUGGGUGGUCCCCGUGAGGCCAUCUGGCACGCUAUCAUCCGUAAGAACCAUGGUGCCACCCACUUCAUUGUUGGUCGUGACCACGCCGGUCCCGGAAAGAACUCCAAGGGCGUCGACUUCUACGGCCCCUACGAUGCUCAGCACGCCGUGGAGAAGUACAAGUCCGAGCUGGGUAUCGAGGUUGUCGAGUUCCAGAUGGUGACCUACCUCCCCGACUCCGACGAGUACCGCCCCGUCGACCAGGUCCCCGAGGGCAUCAAGACCCUCAACAUCUCCGGUACCGAGCUGCGUCGCCGCCUGCGUACCGGCGCCCACAUCCCAGAGUGGUUCUCCUACCCCGAGGUGGUCAAGAUCCUGCGCGAGUCCAACCCUCCUCGCGCCAGCCAGGGUUUCACCAUCUUCCUGACCGGCUACAUGAACUCCGGCAAGGACGCCAUUGCCCGUGCUCUCCAGGUUACCCUCAACCAGCAAGGUGGCCGCUCCGUUUCCCUGCUGUUGGGUGACACCGUCCGCCACGAGCUCUCCUCGGAACUGGGCUUCACCGCUGAGGACCGCCACAAGAACAUCCAGCGCAUUGCGUUCGUCGCCACCGAGUUGACCCGCGCCGGUGCCGCCGUCAUCGCUGCCCCCAUUGCCCCCUACGAGCGUUCGCGCAAGUACGCUCGCGACGCCAUCUCCCAGGCCGGCUCGUUCUUCCUCGUCCACCGCGGUAUCUACGAGAGUGCCCGCCGUGGCGAGAUCAAGGGCUUCACUGGUGUCGAUGAUCCCUAUGAGGCUCCUGCCAAGGCUGACCUCGUCGUGGACGCUUCCAAGCAGAGUGUGCGCAGCAUCGUCCACGAGAUCAUCCUUGUUCUCGAGAGCGAGGGCUUCUUGGAGCGUGGCCAGUAA